UUGGGGGAGCGGACAGCGAUACUGUACACGCAUCAUGAUCUUCGCAAGGCUGUCCUGCGAACGUGGCCGAAACUCCGGCCAAACAUUCGGGCAGAGAAAGACGGGAACGGGCUACGCCACACUAACAACGCUGCUUACUGUAGGCGCCGGCUGGGGCAACAAAUCCUGCCCCCCUGGACACACACUAACGCAAACAAAAAGGAGCAUCCGCUGACAAUUAUAGCCCGGGCGAGCGGAGGAGGAGGAAAAGGACGGGACGGGGAGGAAAUAGAAGAGGAGGAGAGAGAUAAUCCAGAGGAGGAGGAGGAGGGAGGCUGGGCUAAGCCGCCGGACUGCGGCCAAGCGCUGGGCGCUGAGAAAAACCGUCCCUGGUUCUUCUCGCGGCGAGUACGCCAGAACAGCGAAGGAAGAGAAAUACUGAGAUAACGCUCACAGAUUCAACCCUUAUGGUUGACCGGCACGCGCCGGGGAAGCAAACGAAGCCGACUUCGAACGGACGAGAGGAGGGCGAGGAAGAGAGAGGGAGGGAAGCACUGCUGGAAAAUGUGUCGGGCGACCCCGACGGGAUGCUAGCAACAGAUUCCGCGACCGCCCCCGCCUUGUAGCGGGUACGCCAACGUCGCUGUGCAGGCUCUAUUGCUGGCGCACGCGCUUGUGCGCGCGCUGGACUAGCCCAGCCAAUCUGGCGUGACAGCGGUACGCCUCGCGGAGGUACCCGGAGAACGCGUCGGCACCACUGGUCGGCGACAGGCCGUGGCGGACCGCGCCGUGCACGCGAGAAGCGGCGUACACCGACGCAGCUCUCAGAGCCAUGACCUCCACGUUCGAUAAGCUGCCGUUGUACGUAGACGAGCCCGACUCGAGACCGAUGAACUCCGCGAUUUCCAAACCCAGUUCCGGGCGACGUAAGCCGAGGUGCUUCCUGGAGAGGGCGUGGUAGACGGCGCAGUAGGCAUAAUGUUUCACGCUAUCUUCGCCACCACAGCCCAAGCAGCAAGUCCCGCGACCUUGGAAUCGUCGGGACGUGGUCCACCCAUUGAGCACCGUGCGGGUCCUAGCAGCGAGAACUCUGGGCGGGACGAGCUCCGAGAUGCAAUGUCCGCAGCGAAUCCACCGGUCGACUCGCCGCCCAGGAAGGACAAGAACGAUCCAAUGAUCAAGACGCUUACGAAGAUGCCAGAGAGCCCCCACUUCAUGAGGUUGCCGGAAUCUGCGCGAGACUGCCGCCUGCCAGCCGACCUCCUCGUGAUCCGGGUGGUUCACGUCCAGGAGGCUGGGGUCGCUGGGGAAGGCGGCCUCGGUCGCGUCGAGCGCCGCGUCGAGGUUGAGGAUGAAGCAACUCGUCACCCAAGGGCCCCAGCUACGGACUCUCGGGGCGUUGUCCCCCUGAGAUAGAACGAGUCGAAGGGACCGCGCGCGCCUGCGAACUGCGAGCCCGCCAUGUAUGUACGUAUAUGAGAGAACGUGUGUGUACAACAGAGAAAGUGAAGGAUAGAAAGAACAAAACAGAGGCAGAGGGGAACACAUGUUCCCCGAACAGUGUUUGCGCUCAGGGGGGUC
This is a messenger RNA of Prorocentrum cordatum, 1560 nucleotides long. The record is from the annotation of a GenBank genome assembly. Lineage: Eukaryota; Dinophyceae; Prorocentrales; Prorocentraceae.